Nicotiana tabacum (common tobacco) is the source of this 1128-nucleotide messenger RNA. The record is from RefSeq and is a predicted model, not a curated record. Lineage: Eukaryota; Viridiplantae; Streptophyta; Magnoliopsida; Solanales; Solanaceae.
AUGGGUCAAACUUCGACUCAAGAUACCAUAGCAAACAAAGAGAAUGAUGGAGUAGACUUAGCUGCAAGAGAGGCAGCACAACAAGAAGCUGCACGAAAAAUUGCUGAUGAGACCGUCAAUGAUGAUGGAGAUGACGCGAAGCAAUGGCUUCGUAGCUUACCCACAAGAUGGAUCAGGAAAUGGGAAGAUAUGACCAAGAAGUUUCUUCACAAGUACUUCUCAGCUGCAAAAAUAGGGAAGUUCAUAAGGAUACAAAUGGUUUUUGAAGCUUGGGAAAGAUUCAAGGAGAUAGUCAGAAAGUGUCAGCACAAUGGCAUAGAUUUGUGGAUGCAACUCCAGGAUUUUUGGGAUAGACUGACACUUUCUUCGCGGCGAACUCUGAAUACUGCAUGUGGAGUCCCACUAAUGAAGAAAACUCUAGAUGAGGUUGUAUUAAUCCUUGAUGAAUUAUCAAAGGAUGCUAACCAGUGGCCUACUAAGAGUAAUGACAGAAGAAAAUUAGUUGGGGUUCACCAAGUGGACUCUAACACAACCAUGCAAGACCAGCUAGAAACCAUGGCCAAUGAGAUAAGGAAAAUGACAUUGGCCAAGCUACAGAGUGAACAACAAGCAGCAUGUGACUUUUGUGGAUUGGGACACCCUACACAUGAGUGUCAAUCAUCAGCUGAGGAAGUCAACGCAGUGGGGAACUUUAAUAGAGGAAACUACCAAGGUGGGAACAACUAUAAUGCUAUGGCUCAAAGACAUCCAGGUUUUUCGUGGAGUUCACCUAGUGGGAGCUUGAAUUCAUGGGCUCCUGGUACUUUGCCCUCUAACAUUGAAAAGAACCCAAAGAAAACAAUCAAAGUUGUAUCUCUAAGAAGUGGCAAAACAUUUGUUGACCUAGUGGUGAAAGAUAGACCCAUGGUAGUGAACAAGCAGGCAGAGACACCAAUAGAGAAAAAGGGUGAAGAGCAGAAAGGCUAUAGUAGUGGGGUACAAAAGGAGAUUGAAGAAAGCAGACAUAUGUCAGCUCUACCAUUCCCUCAAAAGAUGAAACGGGAAAAACUUGACAAAUGUUUUGGGCGAUUCUUGGAGAUGCUCAAACAACUCUAUAUGAACAUUCCCUUCAUAGAGGUACUCACUUAG